This is a messenger RNA of Pristis pectinata (smalltooth sawfish), 1519 nucleotides long. RefSeq lists its product as uncharacterized. Bases 853 to 1338 code for a protein of 161 amino acids. The transcript is spliced from 7 exons. NCBI's taxonomy places the organism in Eukaryota, Metazoa, Chordata, Chondrichthyes, Rhinopristiformes, Pristidae. The record is from RefSeq and is a predicted model, not a curated record.
GCAGGAGUAAAGGGGCUGAAGGGCCCCUUCCCACUCCGGUUACUUCUGUUGUUUUGCGUCCAGUAUCUGGGGGUGAGAUGCAGGCUGGAAUCUCAUUGAAGUGGUGUCGACCGACAGCUGACUCUGGGGGGAAAAUCACAUCGACACUUUGCAGCAGGGGGCGCUAGAACCACCCAAGGGUGCUGAUCUCCCAGGAGGGGGGAGAGUAGGAGGUGCUAGAACCACCCAAGGGUGCUGAUCUCCCAGGAGGAGGGAGAGUAGGAGGUGCUAGAACCACCCAAGGGUGCUGAUCUCCCAGGAGGAGGGAGAGUAGGAGGUGCUAGAACCACCCAAGGGUGCCGAUGUCCCAGGGUGGCAGUAGGAGGUGCUAGUAGCACCCAAGGGUGCUGAUCUCCCGGGAUGACAGCAAGAGGCGCUAGAAUCACCCCAAGGGUGCUGAUCUCCCGGGAGCCUCGGGCUGUUGGGCGGGGCUGCCGUGAUCGGUGGGGCCGUGUGUGGGACCCUCGGGUCAAGAAGCCCCCACGGGUCUCCGGACCCCCAGCGCCCUCUGCAAACCCUCGUAGGCGCGGAAAACCCUUCGGGACGUCCCGGGACCGGCAGGAGGGCUGCAGGGAUAAUCACCCCUCCCGUGGAGUAUCCGGGCAGGACUCUCACCGGGCGGGGCGUCUCCUAUCCUGAUCCCAACAGAUGCGGAGCUGACAGGGGGAAGUCACAUCUGCAGAGCUGUGGACUCGCCGCGCUUGGAUUCCUCCCAGUAUUUGGGGGGAAUCGCUCCCACCGGAGCGCCUCGCCCCUUCGCCCGGACCUGGUCCCGUGUCCGAGGACUCGCUGGUUACCUGCUGAGCAGCGCGAAUGGGGCAGGUGCGGGUCAUCGCGCUGGCCAGGAGGAAGAUCAGGGUCGGGCUUCUCGUUCUGCUGACGGCCGUGGCCAUCUCGCUCGCCACGUUCAGCCUGGUGGUCGCUGCCCUGUCCUGGGUGGAAUUCCGCAACCUCUCCCGGUCCCUGCAAGGCUGGGGCGACCACGGCCAGCAAGGCGAGAAGUCAGCGGCGCUGGAGACGAUACGGCCCAAUCCCCCGACCAGGCUGGGCUUCCUGCAGGCAUUGCUCAGCAGCAAGGCUGUCCUCCGGAAAAGACGAGAACGCAGCCGAGGUACCGCAGGUUCUGGACCAAAGCACAGAGCAGUGGUUGCAGCUCAUUUUGAAGUGCCUUCUGUUACCGAUAAUGGAAUAUACAUUGUUGAGAAAGGAGGGAUCAUCAGGCAGUGGGCAGAGAGAUCGUUCCAGGCCAGACCCCGCCCCCUGAGCUACAAACAACAUGACGGGCGAGAUUCACGGUGAUGAGGGAAGGCAUCUACUACGUGUACAGCCAGGUCCACUGCGACGACAACACCACCGCCUACCUGAAGCUGGACGUGAAGGUCGACAACGUGGUGACCUUCAAAUGCCUGCAGGGUCUCCCUCCCACCCCGGUCUUCGGGCAACAGCUGACUGUCCACUCCUGCCAGACCUCGGGUCUGGU